GUAUGUGAUGAGUUGGUAUAUACAACCUAGGAGCUUAUCAAAACAUACGCGAUGAUGAAGUGACAAUUUCGCAAAAUCAUAUUUGCCAUGCAAACACGUGAAUUUUGCACGGCAAUUUAUUUCACACAAUAGUGGCAAUUCUACAACGGUAUCAUCGAAGUCGUGUUGGCGUUAGUGUUAUCUAUUGCGUUUUCAUUACGAGAGUACAAUGCUUUGGUACAUCAAUCAGAAGUGACGAUUACACAUAUGUGUAAAUAUGAUGAUUUUUAUGUGAUUAAUUAUUAUACAAAUUUUUUCAUACUUGUGAGAGCCAUUUAUGUAACAUAAAAAUGUCGCAAGGAAAUGGUGCUGCUGUUGCAGUGCCGAAUAAUCAAAACGGUGCAGUAGCACAUAAUCUUCAUAGUCUUGCUGGUGUCAUAGGACCAGUUUUAAAUAACAAUAAUAUGAAUAUAGCUAGAAAUAACAAUAAUCAAAACCCGUUGAUUAACGUGCGAGACAGGUUAUUUCAUGCGUUAUUUAUCAAAGCAGCAUUAGCCUACGCACGAACAUUUCCAAGGCCUGUCAGGAGAUUUAUUGAAUUUAUAGUCCUUUUAAAGGCUAUAUUGGCAUUUUUUGUAUUGGCUUAUAUCCACAUAGUAUUUUCACGUGCACCAACCAAUUGUUUAGAGCACAUAAGAGAUGAAUGGCCGCGAGAUGGCAUAUUGAGAGUCGAAAUUCUCAGGAAUGGUGGUGAAGAUUAUAGUAUAGAGAAAAGUUACGCCAAAGAGGAGAAAUUGAGACAAGAGAAAGUUGGUGAUUUAACUGCUUUAGGAAUAAUAACUGGAGAUGGCUUUAUAAAUAUUGAACCGUCGGCCGUUGAGGAAGAACGAGACAUAAAUUCGGCCUCUGCCGAGGAGAAUCAUGAGAAUUUAACAUCACUUGAGCAAGAUCUGAUAAGAAGUGCAACAAUCUCUGGAGAUAUACAAAAUCCUGACUUAAGCACAACAAAUACAACAAUGAGCUCAUCGUUGUCAACGAAGCUUUGGAAUGGUUUAAAUAUAGCUAAAAAAAUAUCCUCUGGGGAAAAAAUUACGAGUGCAAAAGGUAACUCUACGGAAGUACCUGAUCAUUCAAAUGAAGAUAACGUUGUACAGUUAAAAGAUAGUACAUUGGACAUUGAUAAAACAGCUAGAAUAGAUGAUGGGUAUAUCGUGGAAUAUUCAUUGGAAUAUGGUUUCCUGCGAUUGUCACCAGCAGCUCGACAAAGACUAAACAUUCCAGUAAAAAUUGUCACUUUGGAUCCAUUGAAUGAUAAAUGUUUCGGUGAUGCAUUUUCGCGCUUGAUACUCGAUGAGUUUUUGGGAUACGAUGAUUUGUUGAUGGCAAGUAUUAAGACGCUAGCAGAACACGAAGACAACAAAGGUUUUUUACGGAACGUGGUAACAGGAGAACAUUAUCGAUUUGUGAGCAUGUGGAUGGCACGGACAUCAUAUUUAGCUGCAUUUUUUGUUAUGCUCGUAUUUACGGUGUCGAUCUCGAUGCUGUUGCGCUACUCACAUCAUCAGAUCUUUGUUUUUAUCGUUGAUCUCAUACAAAUGCUGGAGUUUAAUUUAACUGUGUCAUUGCCAGCUGCCUCCCUUCUGACAGUCGUCUUGGCAUUAGUAGGAAUGGAGGCGCUCAUGUCUGAAUUCUUUAAUGAUACAACCACUGCGUUUUACAUAAUCUUGAUAGUAUGGCUCGCCGAUCAAUACGAUGCUAUCUGCUGCCACACGGCUCUUACAAAGCGACACUGGCUAAGAUUCUUCUACUUGUAUCACUUCUCUUUCUACGCGUAUCAUUAUCGAUUCAAUGGACAGUACAGCAGUUUGGCGUUGGUCACAUCUUGGCUUUUUAUACAGCACUCGAUGCUAUAUUUCUUUCAUCAUUACGAGCUACCAGUGAUUCUGCAGCAAGCGCAUCUUCAGCAGCUCCUGUUUCGUAAUCACGCUCAGCCUCAGGCGCAACCAGCGACACCCAGCACGGCUCCGACCACCCCGGGAUCGGGCUCGUCGCCGUCGCCGUCGACGUCGCCAUCGCCAUCGCCGUCACCGUCAGCGGCGCUUUCGUCUUCGCCUUCGUCUUUACCCUCGUCGAGUUCGAAUCCGUCGACGAGAGAGCAGACACAGCAGAACUACAUUAGCGAGCUUUCUCAGCUUGACUUGGACCCUAGCAGUGCGGAGGGACAACAUUCUGCGAAUGAAGAUAUCGAGCAGACAUCCGCGGCGACGACAGCCGAUCGUCGGGACGAUUCCGCUCGAGAUUCCUGAAAAAUCCGGAAUUCUCAGGGUAUUUUUUUUUACAAAAUUUGAGUGAAUGCCCUGAGUACAUAAUAAAGAACAAAUCUUGCGUUAAAUCGCAGCAUCGGAGGACACGAUAGCGUUCGUCACAUCUUCCGAUGCCAGAACAAAGGCGGUGCCCUCAGCGUUCAGAGCUACGAGUUCGCUCGCCGAUACCUCGUCCUCUGAAGACUUCGAGGUCAUUGAGUCUGCCGAGGUGGUGCGCAAAGAAGCGUCUAUUGAAGACAAGAAGGAACAUUAGACUUUGACCAUGCUAGCCGCGUGACAGUCAAAGCACAGAGUGUAUCGUUUCCACACGACUCUGCUUUCGUCGAUUUUUCCUCCGCGGGAAAUCGGUGCAGUUAUUUUGUCAUGGAACUGUUAAUUAAUGCAGUCUCUCUCUCUACAUAUAAGAGAAUAAGCAAGAUAUGUGUUCGAAGCUUGUUAAUUUCGAUGAGGAUGAACUUGGGAAUUGUGUGUUUGAAAAUGUCAUAGGUAUCACGCUUUGAGAUCAGAACCAAUGGACGAAGAGGCGAAGAUUUAUACAGCGAUGUAGUUGUGGCAAUAAAUUUUCAGUGGGAGUAAUACAGGGGAUCAUCAGGGAUCGGGUUUCGUGCAAUUUCACACGUUUCAUUGUUAGACGUCAAGUAGAGUAGUGUAGUUAGCCAUUAUAAAUAUACUUUCUGAAAGGAUAAGAUGCUUUUAAAACAAUGUAAUUAAAGUAAGUGAAGCGAAUAGGAACGAGUAAAGAUUUGGAUGUUAAUAUAAAAUAAUAUCUCUUUAAUUUAGAAUUAAACACAAAUAAUUUAAUUAAUAAACACAAACGAAACGUUUGUACGGAGUCUUCUUUACUGUGCGCAUUAUUACAUUUACGGAGAGCUAAACGCAACGGUGUUCAUUUUUUUAUAUAACGCAAACAAUUUUAAAACACAAUGAAAGUCAACAUGUAAAACAAGUGAAUUUAAGUCAUUAGUCUAAAAGUUUCUUGAUUGAUUCGUCGUGUUCAAUUCUAAAUUAAAAAGAUAUUAUUUAUAUCAACACCCAAAUCUUUGCUCGUUCUUAUUGGUCGUACUUACUUUAAUUAAAUUCUUUUGAAACUCAUACGAGCUGAUUUCAUAUUAACGUGUAUUAAGUUGCUUUUAAUUUAUCGCAUUCGUAUGUGAAUUAUUUAAUAAUUCUUCUUUGUAAUGUAAUACAUGUUACUUUCUAAUACAAUUUGUCGUAUGUUUUAUUUGUUUUAUUACUAGAGAUUUAUGUUCAUUUGUUGAAAGAUGCGUUACACAAAUACGAAAUAUUACACUCAAUAUUACUUUCCGAUUGAAAUAUUUACAAAAAAUUUCAAGAUUUUUAUUAAUUUAUAAUUUGUUUACUUUAUAAAUGUAUUAUUUCUCUUAUUACAUAAAUAAAGUACAAAAUUCCAAAUAUUUCUUUUGUAUGUACGUUUCUAUUUAAUGUAUUAUCACCUAUUUUCAAAAUAAUGAAAAAUUAGAUUGUUUUACAUUCUAUAUUCUACUCGUAUAUAUUUGAAAGUAUUACAAAAAAUUUUAAGACAAUUUUCUGGAUCAAAAAUGAUUUUAAUAAAAAGUGAAAAUGUACUCUAAAAAACAUGUAUUAAGAAAUAAUGACAGAAAUAUAAAUAUUUGAUAUACAUAUAUAUAUAUAUAUAUAUACUUUAUGAUGUUCAAAAUGAGUUAUGUAAAGUUUUAUUGUGAUGCAGAUUAGUUAUUCUGUAAAUAUAUGAAAUUUAUUUACAGAACAAUUCAUUGUAAGUUCAAACUGCUAUGAAAUUAUGCGUAAAUCAUCUUAAAUAUGUAAAGUAUGUAUAAAAAUUGAUAUUUUUGUUAUUAUUUUUUAUAAUUUAGUAUUGUAAUAGUAAAAAAUAAUAACGAAUGAAGAGUAAAUAAAGUAUAAAAAUAUAUUGUUUAAUAAAAAUAAAAUGUUACAUACACACACAACUUUCACAUGUAUACAAUUUAUUUGAAGUGUGAGUGUUACGCAUUUGUAAAAAUAGGUGUAAUACAUUUUUAAUUAUUCUAUGUAUUUAUUCUGUCAUCCACUGGACAAUUAUGACAAUUUUACGUAUUCUGUAAAAGUGAUACGAUUAAAAUAGAAAACGUUUACAAAAAUCGGAGCUCGAUAAACUAUAUUAAAAGAUUACAGGAUUCGAAGAUUAUAAGAAAUUCUAUUUAACAUUGAGAUUUACAUGAAGAUUGGGAUGUGCCAAAAUCAAUAAAUUAAUAAUAAAAUUUCACCAAUAAUUCUUUGUAUAAAUCUUUACAGCAAGAUAAUGAAAUGUUGAACUGGUUCGUUGUUCGUAUUUGUCUCUGCACUCUUCGUCUCUUGAGAAUGUUAGGGAAGCACCUGUUGGCGAGGCAACUGAAAUCGCAGUUUCUGAGCGCAACAAUCGAAAUAUUCUUUUGCGCCUUUUUUUAUUCAUUCUAUUUGUACAUUAUGAUCUAACAUAAUAAUAAAGAUAAAGAUAUUUCUCACAGGUUAAUUUUUAUAUUGAAUAAAAGAUCACAUUGUUAAAAAGGAUAAGGUGAUUUUUCUUCUGUUUACGUUACGAUAAAUGUUACUUAUAUCAAUAACAUAAGAGCAUACAAUUGACAUAAUUAAAAUAAAUAAAAUCAUAUGUGAAGAUUAUUACGCGAUCGAUCGUUUACUCUUUUUCUCUCUUAAUAAUAUUUUUUGAUGCUUCGCGAAUGUGUUCGCUCGAUUAGAUUGCGGCUUAAUAGAGAGAUAAAAGAAUAGACGCAAUCAAGAGUUUUGGCUAAUAAACAUUUUGAAAUUACCAAAUACUCGUGUAAUAAUGUAAAGGAACUGUUUGCUGCGUAAGAAUUUUCUUGGUAUAAAUAUAAAUUGAUACGUACCUAAUCUUGCGCUCAUUAGCAAGUCAUUUCGAAUACUGUAUAUAAGAAUGUUGUGAUUAAUCAAAUAGGGGCAAUGUAUCUUACAUAUAUCUUUUUUCCCUUCUAUUCCUAUAAUAUAUUUUAUAAUGUGCUUAAGGUCUAGGAAUGUUACACAUUUGGACAUUUCUAACUCAUUAUUUUAUAAUUAAUUGUUCAGUUUAACGCGGGUUUAAUUAGCCUAAGAGGUUAUAUACAUCUUAACGGAUCAAAAUGAGACUUUUGUGAAUUUUUUGUGAAAAAAACAGAAAAAGAUGGAGAAUAUUUAUAUGUUUAGCAUAUUUAUUUCAUUACGUUGUAAAGAUUAUACCUUCCUCAAUUUGAUACUUAAAUAUUAUUAAAAUCAAUCUUAUCUUUUACGGUUUUUCCAAAAAUGCGCAAAGUUAAGUCUCUAAGUGUGUAUAUCUCCUUAAGUUGCAAUUGCAGAUCUACUUUGUACCUCUUAACGAGUUUGUUACAUUGACGUUAAGCAGCUUUUUUGUCAUAUAUAUAUAUAUAUAUAAUAUUUGCGCAACGACCUUGUAACGAUACCGAACUGUUAAGAGUUACAGAAUAGGCCUAUGCUAUUGCUAAAACGGCAGAACGUUGCAAACUAUUAAUGUAGCGAUAAAGAAACGAGAAGAAAUCUUGAAUAUACAUCGCGAAAGAAAUCGUUUUUGAUGGAAUCGUCGGUACCGCAUUCUCCAACUUGAUGCGUUGUCAUUUAAGGUCGAUAAUUGUUAUAGUGUAAGUAUACAUUGUAUGUUUAUGACGUAUGGCAUUUAUAACGUUUUUUAUUGAGCGGCACCGAGGCGCACUCAGUGCGUUUUGUAUUGAGACCAACACCUAUUGAAGCUCAUGCCAAAUUUUUGCAUUUGAGUGCGCACUCAGUUUGUCCAAUGAAAUACGCUAUUAGUGAUAUAUGUACACUAUGUAUACUAUGUAUUAUUGGCAAGUGAAAUGACAUGUUUUUUUUAUUUAUUAAUUAUGUCAACUACGACACGAGGAUAGUCAAACUUUCCUGCCAAAAUACGUACCGGCAUUAGUAACGCUAUUUCGAAGUUUGUUUUCAAAAAAUACGAAUUUAAUAAUGAAAAAAUCAAUAUGGCGUCAUUACAACGCUACAAUACACAGUACUGCAACAGAUGCCUGAAUACAGAUGAGUAUAACAUAAUUGAAUGCACAGGGAAAAGUUUGUUAGGAUUAGUUUUUAAGAGGAUGCUAAACCUACAACUGAACUUCCUCUCGACGUCGCGCGCCGGUAUGACAGAUUCGUGCGCGGGGCGAAGGGUAAGGGAGAACGCUGACAACAAGCUAACGCCCUUUGUCCAACGCAUAUAUCUGUCGUUGCUCUUCGAUUGUAGCUUCAUUUGCGAAAAGACCUAUCAACUAUUGUUGCACACAAUCACUGCUCUGCUUGCCAUCGUUUACGUGCGCUAAGCGAAAUUUAUACACGUACUGCUGUUCAGGGACUAAACUUUUUUGUUAGGCUUUUGAUUGGAAUGGUACACAGUCAGUGUUGUUCGUUAGAGUUUUCUGUAGGGUGGCACGGUUUCAUUUCAUACAUAUGAGCUACAAAACGUCAGUAAAUGAUAAAAGUUAACCUCGAUUGACAGAUUCACGAGCCGAAAGUAAAUAAAUUUUCAACUUUGUUUUUAUUUUCUUGUAAAAUCUCUCGUAUCACCUUUUUUGAUGCGUGCUUUCAUUCUGCAAAAGGAUUUUGUGAUUUGUUGAGCCAAUUCAAAGAAUAAAAAAAACUGUAAUGUGUCGGUAAUUCCCGUUGGUUUAGGAUUUUCUUAAUCGUCAGACAUUUCCCCACGUCAGUCUCGUAACAUUUUUAUAUAUUUUCCUUACAUCAUCAAUCACUUUGAGAUUAUUCGUAAUGCAAAACUAUAUCAUUAUUCACUAUAUCACUUUUGCACUUGAUCGCACUUACAAUUUAAUCUUUACUCGGCGACAGUAAAAUUUCGAAUUUGCUUGUCCGAAGCACCUGUUCUAACGGACUUACUUAACAAAAAGUAUAAAGACAGAUUAUAAUAAAAUAUAGUUUUUCGCUUCGUCAAGAUAAACCGAAAUAUCUAUAAUAUAAAUACACACUUUGCGUUCCCUUCGCUCGAAUGUGUAGGUUCGAAUAUAUGCUGUAAACCGAUGCUAUAUUGAUUUAUUAGCUAUUAAGUUUAUAUUUUCUGAAGGCAAAUUUUUGCAUGGCAUUACUAACAUACAAUACCAUAGCGGUACAAAUUCUCCCGUAAGAGUUUGAUCCCUUCUCAUCAAAAUGAUUCAUGCAAAAAGACAAAAAAAAACACGAGCGUCACACUUGUUAGAGAUUGAAGUUAAUAACAAAUGAUGCGUAUGUCUUUAUCGUACAUCUAUUGUUGAUGUAAAUUAUCGAUUUUGGCAUGUAUCAGCGUACUACAAACGCUAUUGAGCAGUAUUCCGACGAAGUAACACCAAGUAACGAUCAGAAAGGAAAAAAGAAUUGCGCGGAAUUGUACAAAUAUGCUUAGUUAAGUCAGAGAGGAAAUUCGAAAAGAGUAGGUUAUUUAAGAAUAUUGUAAAACCCCCGUUUUGUUAUCACCCGAAUCACAUUCGUAGACGAGCGCUUCUAUAAAAUAUAUUUUUAUUUAUUACAUACUAUAUAUAUUUUUUUGGUUGUAUAUAUUAUCAAAUAAUAUUGUUACUAUUAUUCUACUACUGUGCUACUAUUGCAGCUGUUAUUAUUAGAUUAUAAAUAAAUGCAGAGAUCUUAUUCUAC
Solenopsis invicta (red fire ant) is the source of this 7934-nucleotide messenger RNA. RefSeq names its product membralin. The transcript is spliced from 13 exons. The coding region runs from base 330 to 2285 and encodes 651 amino acids. Gene Ontology annotation, cellular component: endoplasmic reticulum. Lineage: Eukaryota; Metazoa; Arthropoda; Insecta; Hymenoptera; Formicidae. The record is from RefSeq and is a predicted model, not a curated record. Gene Ontology annotation, biological process: response to endoplasmic reticulum stress; positive regulation of ERAD pathway.